UGGUGAGUGAGUGGUGAGUGAUGGCUGAGUGGUGAGUGAGUGGUGAGUGAUGGCUGAGUGGUGAGUGAGUGGUGAGUGGUGAUUCUCCUCUACUGCCCCCUGACCUUAGGCGUCGCUCUCGGCCGCCUCCCUCCCUCCCUCUCGGAUGAACACGUCCACUGUGUCCGCGCGGGCUCGAGACACGCGGUCGCUUCGGACCCUGCACGAGUGCACACUGCAUGGCGCUGUCUGCUGCUGAGUGCGGACUGCCUGUGGACGUCAAGUGCGUACUGGUUGCUGGGUGCGGGAUGAGUUGUAGAGUGCUGGGUGUGUGGUGAGAGUGCGAUGGGUGUGAUGAGUCCAAGGUGAAUGCUGAGUGAGUGGUGAGUGCUGGGUGCGGAGUGCUAUGUGUAGGAUGCGGAGUGCUAUGGGUUGGGUGCGUGCUAUGGGCGUGAUCCUGGCCCCAGGCCGCAGGUGCGGCUGCCGGUCUCGCCACAUCCUCGCCGCGCUGGGCUUCGUCGGACUGGCCCUGGUGUACGCGCUGCGCGUGAACCUCAGCGUGGCCAUGGUGGCCAUGGUGAACAGCACCGGGGCUGCACACCAGGACAACAGCAGCGCGUACUGCCCGCAGCCCGCGCCCUUAAACGGCAGCCACCCCGCACAGCUGCCCUCUGUCACCAUUUACAACUGGGAUUCGCGAAUCCAGGGGUGGAUCCUUAGCUCCUUCUUCUACGGCUACAUCAUCACACAGGUUCCUGGGGGUUACCUGGCAGGCAGGUACGGUGGGAAGCUGCUGUUUGGGGUCGGCGUCACCUGCACCACGGUGCUCACGCUGCUUACGCCGAUUGCCGCACACUUCGGGGUCCCGUGGCUCCUGGUCGUGCGCGUCCUGGAAGGGCUUGGAGAAGGCGUGACCUACCCCACCAUGCACGCCAUGUGGGCGCUCUGGGCGCCUCCGUAUGAGAGGAGCACCCUCAUGAGCAUCUGUUACUCCGGUGGACACUUCGGCACCGUGGUGGCCAUGCCGCUGUCAGGGAUCAUCGCAGACAAGCUCGGGUGGCCUUGGAUCUUCUACAUCUUCGGAGGUACCGGGCUACUGUGGUCGAUCGUCUGGUUCCUCUUCGCGUUCGAUUCCCCGGAGAGGCACCCGCGCAUCUCCGCCGAAGAGCGGGAGUUCAUCCUCAAGUCGCUGCAGGCGGAGCGGCAGGCGAAUCACGGCACGUCCAUACCGUGGCGCCACGUGUGGACCUGCAUGCCUCUCUGGGCCAUCAACGUGGCCAUGUUUUGCUCAGGCUGGGGCUUCUACGUGCUGCUCACCUCGCUGCCCACCUACAUGAGCACCGUGCUGCACUAUGAGAUGCAACAGAACGGCCUCCUGUCGGCCCUGCCCUACUUGGCUGGCUGGGUGUUCACUGUGGCCGGGGGAAUGGCCGCCGACGCGCUCCGCAUCCGCGGCCUCCUCUCCAUCACCGCCAUCCGCAAAGUCGCGACCACGCUCGGCCUCGCGGUCCCCUCCCUGUGCCUCGUGGCCUCGGGCUUUGUGGGCUGCAACCACCUCCUCGCCGUGUCCUUCCUCACCUUGUCCGUGGCCUUCGGGGCCUUCACCACAGCGGGCUGUGGCAUCAACCAGCUGGACAUCGCGCCCCAGUACGCCGGCGUGCUCCUGGGCAUCUCCAACACCUUCAACAACCUCCCGGGAUUCCUGGCGCCGACGCUCACCGGCUACCUGACCGAACACGACACGCUGAAGGAGUGGCAUAUGGUGUUCUUCAUAUCGGCUGCCAUCAACAUGUUCGGGGCUCUCUUCUACCUGGUGUUUGGAUCGGGGAAGCAGCAGAGCUGGGCUCGGGAAGGGGGUCUCGAGGAGGGAGCCUCUCUGGAAGUCUCCUCCGUCGAAGAGGCCGACGGGACGGACGGGUCUGCGACGGAGCAGCGUUGGGCACGGCUCAAGUAGAGGUCGGGGAUUGACACUAAUCCUAACCCUUGACCCUACGGGACACAACCCCCAAUACUGACCCACGCCAUGUCAGGCACGCCUGGAACCGCGACCCUGCCAGGCAUAGCCAUGACAGGUGUCUGCUUCAAUAAACCUAAAUGUGUCUCUAACCCAAAAUCUUGACCCUAACCUUAGGCCUGACCUUUCCCCUACCUAUACUUACCCUAAUGGGUCUAAUCUAUCACGCUCUGUCACAUUCCUCUAUCGUAACCAUAAUCCUGAUCAAAAGCCUUACCCCUAACCCUACCAAACAUUCACAUCAAUGGCCACAAUCAGAACUUUGAACCCUGACCGUGGCACGCACUCCAUGAGACCGGCAAUGUUCACGUGAGACGUGUUCAGCUGAGCAGUGGGUUUGCCAGCGCGAUGGAUCAAGGUCAGAGUCAAGGUCAGGGUCACAUCCCCCGCAUGAAUGCGCCACUCCCGGCUCCGUGGAACCCGAGUCGCCUCAACCCCGCGCGACUCUAGCUCCGGAGUCGUCGCGUGACGCCGCUCAGAGCCGCGCACACGGCACACGGGGACGCCGCGAUGUCUGGGACGAGGCGUGCGGAGCGAGCGGGGACGUUGGACCGAGGAGACUUGGCGGGCACAUGGGACGUGGAGAAAGAGCUCUCGUGGAGCCACGAGUGGGCGGGUGAGCUCUGGCUGUGCGGGAUCAUUUCGACCAUCAUCGUGGCGCAAUUGUUUUGCAGAUAAUUACACUGUGAUAGUCAUGUGAUAAGUGUGCUGCGUGCGGAUAUGAAUGGGUCUUUGUAUAUGAGUGUGUGUAUGUAUGAGUGUGUGUGUGCAUGAGUGUGUGUGCAUGAGUGUGUUUGUCUUUGUAGUGUGCGAGUGAGUUUGUGUGAGUGGAGAAGCGUUGGCACAUUGGAUGGCACGCUGUCCUUCGAACCCGGCUCCCUGAGUUUGAUUCCCGAUCACGGCUAACAUCAGUCGCGAGUUUUGUGUGCGGUGUUUGCGGGUGGGUGAGUUGCACUGGUUAACACACUGAGCUACCGAACCCGUUAACCUGAGUUGGAUUCCUCGCCGCAGAUAUCAUCAAUGACGAGUAGUUCUAGAUCAACCGAUUCUAGGCCUCUCCUCGUUGGUUCAUUCCUAAAUAAAUACCUGGCACGGCGGAUAAAACACGAAGUGGAUCGUGCGCGCCAACUCCGCCUCGCUGAACGACUCCGCGGGUACAGAAUCAUUGUCGUGUAAUCGCUCCUGCCUCACCUGCACAGGUGAUUAAUUCACUCCCUUCAACGCCUGUCUCUCCACCUGUGCGCCUUGCUCCGUGCGAUCACUGGCACGGCUGUGCGCGGCCUCAUCGGUCGAGUCAAGGCGACGGCCUCUCCGCGUCUAAGGUCAAAGCUCGGGCAGGUCGCGAGAAAGGGGCAAUGGCUGAUGAGCGCGGAGUCACUGCUUAGCGACAGGAGAGAACGUCCGCAGUGGCGGGGAUGGAACGAUGAGAUGGGAUCGGGUGCAGGUGCUGGGUGGAUCGUUGCAUCACGAGACCGUGAAUGAUGGUGACGACUUUAGGAGACCUCCAUCCGGAUUGAUGAUGACGACGGUCAGGGCCAGGUAUGAGCCCAGAUUCGGGUGAGGGUUUAAAUAAGCAUUGAGGUCAGCUCGGGCCUACGGCUACUCCGUUCCGCUCUCGGCCCCUGGGUUGCCUGGGACUCAGUGUCCAGGGUUGGGUGUUCAGAGCACAGUGGGGGUCGUUCAGAUCCCCGACUGUCAACUGCUCACCAUCAACCCCUCCCCAUCACGGCCGCUGCGGUCUCCGAUUAACCACCCACCUCUCUGUUGUGUUAAGUGCGGGUGAGUUCAUUGAGCGGUGUGUGACGUCGCGGGCGACUGUGGAUGAGGAUAAUGAUGAUGUGUGUACGUCCUUACGAAAUAAAACCUCGCCCUGCUAUAACUGCACAACCGAUCAUGGUGGGAAUGCACUCGCCGUGUUGAUGCAAAGCAUCGAUCGUCAACUCGGCUCCACCGUGUAAACACAAACCAAGCACACGCGCUGCUGCUGCUGCUGUUGCCUUGACACAACUCAGACAUAUUCGUCAAUAACACCGUGGCCUUAAAAUAAAAAAAUAGGGGACGUUUCGGGCAAUGACCCAUCUUCAUAGAAUAUAAAUAGAGAGGCCAUAGAGGUCGAGAGAUAGGUGUUAAUACGGCUCAGAGACUGCAAUGCACACCGUGGGGCCUGAUGUCGCACGGCGAUAACGUAGCUACAGGCGUCACGGUGCAGCGAACACCAUUGUUGUACUGAACUUCCAUGCUCCGGCGUCUACGCUCGCCGCAUGCACCAACCCGCACUGAUGACCGGCGCAGCGAAGUAUGGUCAAACAGCCUCCACGACCCGCGUCACCAUUGCGCAAGGGGAGACCGCGCCAAGUGGCCCUGCGCCAGGGCCCCCCCGGGGUAGAGAGGGGCCGCCGUCCCGUCACUCGGUGACGGCGGCUGACCUCCUGUUCACGGUUAAUGAGACGCAGUGCUGCGUCUAGACCAGUGGUU
Molecule: messenger RNA, 4468 nt
Organism: Petromyzon marinus (sea lamprey)
Lineage: Eukaryota; Metazoa; Chordata; Hyperoartia; Petromyzontiformes; Petromyzontidae
Source: RefSeq, a predicted model, not a curated record